GACUGAAUGGUAGCAAGGAACACAAUAAACCACCCACAGUUCCCUGCCCUUUAGCGUGGCCAGGCCUCAAGGUGAAGGCUGCCUGGUACAUUUGGAUUUCCCACAUCUGUGCUUAUUGCCAAGCGUUCCUGUUGGCUGCAGGAACCUUCUCCCUCUCUGCAGGCCCUGGGUGAGCCAAGCAGAAGGGGACCAGGAGACUCUUAAAGAAGCGAGCAUCUGUAGCUUCUUCAGUCAAGACAACAAGGACAAAGUUUUACAGAGUUUUAUUCUUCGAACAGCCAGAAAUCAUGAGCACUGCAAUUAUUUAAGAUUUAUCCUUUGAAAAAGCUGAAGCACAACCCCAGGCUGAGCCAAAAACCGUGUCUUUGCUGCUGAGAACGGGCACACGACGGUGGUAGAAGGCGCAUGUCUAGAUUACAGCCGCAUGCUCCGGGGGCCUGGAGCUCCUCCACCUCCCUCAAGAGGUCUAUCACGUACCGAGAACGAGGAGGAGCCUUCCCCGUCAGACACACAAACACGCUCUGCUCCCUCAGAUUGAGAGGUCAUCCAGCCCAGUUGCAAUGAGUGCAGCAGUGACUGUAUCAGAGGGUGCUAGCAGGGAGAUGGAGACCCUGUGCUCGGAGCUGCUCCUGCCCACCCCAGGAGAGGUGGGAGCCGUGGGAAGCCCUGGUGUGGCCAGCACUGGUCUGGCUGGGACACCCCCGCUGGCUGCCAGCCAGGACUUGCUGCUGGCAGAGGCAUCGAUGCCUGGGGAAGGGGCUCACGCUGAAGGAAGCAAUGUGGAAAUAUUCAUCGAGGCAGUGGGUGGCAAUGUGACCCUGAGCAACACGACCAGUGCCACAGAGGUUCUGGUCAAAGUGGUGGAACUGUACUUCUGUGAGAGGUGUGGCCAGAGCUUCUCAGAGGCCUCUCUGUUGUCCCAGCACCAGUGCCUGCUGCUGCCUGCCCCAGAGCACUUGGAACUCUCAGGGGCACUGUUGGCUUCUGCCAGCGAGGGCCAGAGUGACCCCAGGGGUUCAGAGCUGCCCGGAGCCAGCACACAGGAGGGCUCUGCUCCCGAGUGCUUGCUGUGCCCUGUCUGCCGAGAGGCAUUUUUGCAGCCUGGCCAACUCAAGGAGCACUUCAAGACCCACCGUGCCCCAUCGGGAGCCCUGCCCUGUCCCGAGAGGGGCUGCCACUUCACCACAGAGGACCGCAAGCAGCUGCGCAGUCACUUGCGCCACCUGCACGGGGCCUCCCCCGUGUCCUGCGCCUGCCGGGCCUGCCCGCUGCUCUUCCCCAGCCGCCAGGCCAUGGAACUGCACCACCGGACACACUUCCCCUUCCACUGCAGCCUCUGCGACUUCAUCACAGCCAAUGCCAAGCUCUUCUGGCAGCACAGGAAGGGUCACACCACUGAGUCCCCUUCUGAGAUGUCCACAACAGACAGCCCCCCCAGUUCAGACCCUCACGGCUUUGACCAGUGCUGCAUCCUGCCAUCAGCAUCAGAAGGGCAGGAGGAACCAGGUAAUUGCCAACCUGGCUGGAAAGCCAGCACAGCAGAAGCCAGGCCAGCAAAGCCUGCAGGUACUGAGGACAGCUCCUUGAAGGGACAGAAAGCAUCAGCUGAAGAAGAGGAUUCGGACAGCAGUGGGGAUGACUCUCCAGAGGAGGAUGGCAAGAGCCUCUGUGAAGCCAAAGCGGAUGGAAAGGCAGCUCCCAAAAAAGUUGGAGUGCCACAGGCACAGCACUUCAAAGGGGAUGUUGCAGAAGGCUCCGAGUACCUCUACAAAACCCACAUGUGCCCCGAAUGCAAGCGGUGUUUCAAAAAGCGGACCCACCUGGUAGAGCACCUCCACCUGCACUUCCCUGACCCCAGCCUGCAGUGCCCCAACUGCCACAAGUACUUCACCAGCAAAAGCAAGCUGAAAAUCCACAUGAUGCGGGAGACAGGCGAGAAGGCUCAUCGCUGCCCUCUCUGCCACUACAGCUCAGUGGAGAAGAAUGCCCUCAACCGCCACAUGGCCAGCAUGCAUGAGGACAUCUCCAACUUCUACUCUGAUGUUUACUCCUGCCCAGUCUGUGAGGAGAAGUUUCGGCUCAGCCAGGCCCUCAAGGAGCACUUGAAGACUCACAAAGCCGAACCCAAGAGGCUGAGCUGCUUCCACGGGGACUGCAACUAUUGUGCAGAGGACCGGAAGGAGUUUGUCCGUCACCUCAAGGAUGCUCAUGGCAUCAAGGCAGUGGAGUGCAAGUACCAUGCCUGCUCGCUGCUCUUCGGCACGGCUGAGGCCAUGGAGGCUCAUCGGAAAACCCACUAUGCCUUCCACUGCCAGCAGUGUGACUUCAUCUGCUCCAACAAGCACGUUUUCCGCAAGCACAAGAAGCAGGGGCACCCAGGCAGCGAGCAGCUCCAGUGCAGUUUCUGCCCCUAUGCCACGUUCAACCCUGUGGAGUUUCAUGACCAUGUGGGCAAGAUGCACGCCAACGAGAAGAUCCACAAGUGCACUGAGUGUGCCUUUGCUACAGCGCACAAGCGGGUGCUCAUCCGGCACAUGCUGUUGCACACUGGAGAGAAACCUCACAAGUGUGAGCUCUGCGACUUCACGUGCCGGGAUGUGAGCUACCUGUCCAAGCACAUGCUGACCCACUCCAACGACAAGAACUUCAUGUGCACCGAGUGCGGGUACAUCACCAAGUGGAAGCAUUACCUGAACGUUCACAUGCGCAAGCACACCGGAGAUCUCCGGUACCAAUGUAACCAGUGCUCGUACCGGUGUCACCGUGCUGACCAGCUGAGCAGCCACAAGCUGCGGCAUCAGGGUAAAAGUCUGAUCUGUGAGGUGUGUGGCUUUGCCUGCAAGCGCAAGUAUGAGCUGCAGAAGCACAUGCAGGCAAAGCACUCACAGAACUACCAGGUGCCUAUCUUCCAGUGCCAGUACUGCACCUACCAGACCAAGUACAAGCAGGCGCUGCUGAACCAUGAAAACUGCAAGCACACCAAGCAGAAGGAGUUUCGCUGUGCCCUCUGUUCGUACUGCACCUUCAGUAACACCAGCCUCUUCUUCCAUAAGCGCAAGAUUCAUGGCUAUGUUCCUGGUGACAAGGACUGGCUGGAAAAUUAUGCCAGCAAGGAGAUGGAGAUCAGCUCAUCUGAGGCACUCUUUGGCUGUGAGCUUGGUGCAACCCUGCAUGUGGAUGCCAGUUCCCCCCUCAGUGGCAAGGAGCAGUGGAUGAAGGAGAAGCCAUCCCAGGUGGAGUCCCAGGGAGAAGAGGGAUAUGAGCAAGUGUUCAUGGUGCCUCUGCUUGAGCAGGAUGCCGCUCCACCAGAAAGCUGCAGCAAGGCAGAGAAAGGUGUGAGUGAGGGGGAGCAGAGCUGUGCUAUUGCUAGCAAUGCCCUGGAAGAUGACUGCAUCCACGGAAAUGCUGCCACAGGCUCUACUGAGCUCACUGUUUCUGAAGAUGUGGCAGAGAGCUGUACCUUGCACUUGGAGGCACUGAAUGUCUCAUCUGACCCUCUCCUGGAGAACUUGACUGGAGAAGCCUGUGUGACCCAGCCAGAGAGAGUGGAAAUGCUGUCCUGCAAGGAGCCUCCUGCAGCCUAUGAGAUGCUGGGCUCCCAGGAUGGCCUUGGCUUGGAGGACAGUGGCACUACAGCUGAAGACAUCCCAGACUUUGAGGAAGAGGUAGAUGUAGAGGAAGACAAGGUGGUGAAGGGCAGUGUAGUGGCAGGAGACAACCAGGGAAAAGAAACCCUAGAGGAGGACAUGGGUCACCUUGAGGGGUCAUGCUCAGACCACCACAAGGUGGUGGCAGACACUGAGGUGAGAGAGACCAGCCAAGCCAAGCUGCCAGAGGCCUGGCUCAGCAUGCUGAAGACACCUGAACAGGGCCACCUGCCUGUCCCAGAGGAUGUGACCACCUCUGGUGACAAUGCCAGGGGCAGCUCAGAGUCAGUGCUGAAGGCUCUGCGGAAGCAGGACAAAGAACAGGCGGAGACACUGGUGCUGGAGGGCAGGGUGCAGAUGUUGGUGGUGCAGUCGGAGAGCCAGGUCUUCAGGUGCGAGAAGUGCUCGUACAUCACGCGGAAGGAGAAAUCCAUGUCCCUGCACUCCAAAGCCAGCUGCCAGAGCCGCCGGGCCCCGCUCGUGUGCCGUGAGUGUGGUGCCAGCUUUAAGCAGCAGAGGGGACUCAAUACCCACCUCCUAAAGAAGUGCCCAGUUCUCCUGAAGAACAACAAGAUCCUCAAACCAACUAAUCAGGAGGCACCUGGACUGUGCCAGCCUGCUACCCAGCCUGGUGGUAAUGGUACAGAAACAGCAGAGAGUGAGAAGGGAGACUCAGAGGAGUCUGGGCAUGCUGAGAGCCCUUGGGAAGCUGAACUGCUGCCUGAUAAAACACAAGCAACAGGCAUUCCUUUGGCUGGGGCACAGACAUCAGGCUGUCAUGCCUCUGAAAAGUCCCUGCAGGGUGACAGCACAGAGGUGGCAGAAGAGCCUCCCCAGCAAGGGGGUGGGACUGAGCCAGAUGGUGUUGCUGGUGCCUCCCAGCCUGGGAAGCCCUCAGAGAAAUACCGACUGGAGGGAGGGAAGCUGCACUGCAAUGCCUGCUCCUUUGUGUGUUCCCGUGUCUCCACCAUCACCUCUCACGUGGAGGAUGGCUGCCGAAACCUGGAGCAGUUCUGGUGCUCUCUGUGCCCUGAGGCCUUCCGUUCCCGGCGGGCCCUCAAGAGCCACUGUGCUGAAAAGCACAUUGUGCAUCCCAAGGAGGAUGGACCCCAAAGGACCGAACUCCCUGAGGGGGAUCCACUCAGUGUUGAGAAAGGCGAGCCCAGCGAGCUCCCACUGGAUGCAGCCCCACCAAAAGCCACCCUGCCCAAGAGGAGGCGUUUCUCCUGCCCCACCUGCCCCUUCACCUGCCACCAGGAACGGGCCAUGAAGACUCACAAGAAGAGGGGCUGCGUGACGCUGGGUGAGUUUCGCUGUACGUCCUGCCCCUUCACCUCCAAGGUGGCGAAAGCCCUGCGUCUGCACCGCAGGCUGCACCGCAAGCAUUACAGCAAGCGGCCCCAGCUGCAGUGCCGCCAGUGCGAGUUCACCUGCAAGCAGGCCCGGUGCCUACGGCAGCACAUCCGCAUCAAGCACGAGGGGGUGAAGCCACACAAAUGCCGCUACUGCGAGUUCAGCACCACGCGACGCUACCGCCUGGAGGCCCACCAGUCCCUGCACACCGGCGUGGGGCGCAUUGCCUGCAGCAUCUGCAGCCAGACCUUCGGCACCAACUCCAAGCUGCGCAUCCACCGCCUGCGGGUGCACGAGAAGACACCCACUCACUUCUGCCCGCUCUGCGACUACAGCAGCUACCUGCAGAAUGACAUCACCCGCCACGUCAACAGCUGCCACCAUGGCGAGCUCAACUUUGGCUGCUCCCGCUGUGAGGCUCGCUUCAGUUCUGAGACGGCCCUCAAGCAGCACGUCCUGCGGCGGCACGAGCAGAAGGUUUCCUACGGCUGCCCACGCUGCGACUUCGUAUGUCACAGUGAGGCCACGCUCAAGUGCCAUGUGCAGAAGCAGCACCCACACCUGGAAUGCAGCACCUGCAAGGAGACCUUCGCCACCCGGGAGGCACUGGAGGAGCACAAGACGCAGCAUUUUAGCCACCGCUGUGAGCUGUGCAGCUUUGCAGCCAAGGAGCGGCAGCAGCUGGUGCGGCAUUAUGUGGAGAGUCAUGAGCCGACUGCUUCCCAGGACAAACCCCUGCACUGCCCUUUCUGUGACUUUGCCUGCCAGCACCAGCUUGUGUUUGACCAGCACAUGAAGGGCCAUGGGGGCACCCGCGUGUACAAGUGCUCGGACUGUGAGUACACCACCAAGAACAGGCAAAAGAUCACAUGGCACAUCCGCAUCCACACUGGUGAGAAGCCCUACAAGUGCCACCUCUGUAAAUACGCUUGUGCUGACCCCUCACGUCUCAAGUAUCACAUGCGGAUCCACAAGGAGGAGAGGAAAUAUCUGUGCCCUGACUGUGGCUACAAAUGCAAGUGGGUGAACCAGCUCAAGUACCACAUGACAAAGCACACGGGCCUGAAGCCAUACCGCUGCGAUGAGUGCGAGUACUGCACCAACCGCGCAGACGCCCUGCGGGUGCACAAGGAGACGCGGCACCAGGAGGCCCGUUCCUUCAUCUGUGAGCAGUGUGGCAAGGCCUUCAAGACCCGCUUUCUCCUCAAGACUCACCUGAAGAAGCACAGCGAGGAGAAGCCCUAUGUGUGCAACGCCUGCGGGCGGGCUUUCCGCUGGGCAGCUGGCCUGCGCCACCACUACCUGACCCACACCAACGAGCACCCCUUCUUCUGCCGCUACUGCCCCUACAAGGCCAAGCAGAAGUUCCAGGUCAUCAAACACAUCCAACGGCAUCACCCUGAGCACAGGGCUGUUGACCCUAGCCAGGGGGUGGGAAAGGACCCCAGCACCCACACCGUCCACCUUCACACCGUGCAGAGGGAGAGCCAGGCCAAGGGGUCCCCCAGGAUGGAGGAAGAAGGAGGGUGCCCUGCAGAGAAGGAUGGCACACUGCCCUGAGGCUGAAUCCCAACUGCUUUAAGGUGCUGGUGGCACAGGCCUGCUGCAGAGAUGUAUGUGUGUGUACAGGCAUAUAUGUAUAUGGGAUGUAAAAUACACAACUCAUUGCUCAUUUCCUUUUAA
Messenger RNA from Catharus ustulatus (Swainson's thrush), 6683 nucleotides. RefSeq names its product zinc finger protein 142 (gene ZNF142). Gene Ontology annotation, molecular function: DNA-binding transcription activator activity, RNA polymerase II-specific; RNA polymerase II cis-regulatory region sequence-specific DNA binding. NCBI's taxonomy places the organism in Eukaryota, Metazoa, Chordata, Aves, Passeriformes, Turdidae. The record is from RefSeq and is a predicted model, not a curated record. The transcript is spliced from 9 exons. Bases 561 to 6560 code for a protein of 1999 amino acids. Gene Ontology annotation, biological process: regulation of transcription by RNA polymerase II. Gene Ontology annotation, cellular component: nucleus.